This is a messenger RNA of Rhopalosiphum padi (bird cherry-oat aphid), 2641 nucleotides long. It is a transcript of the gene Hk, whose product is annotated as voltage-gated potassium channel subunit beta-2. The transcript is spliced from 9 exons. The record is from RefSeq and is a predicted model, not a curated record. Gene Ontology annotation, cellular component: cytoplasm; voltage-gated potassium channel complex. NCBI's taxonomy places the organism in Eukaryota, Metazoa, Arthropoda, Insecta, Hemiptera, Aphididae. Bases 1072 to 2442 code for a protein of 456 amino acids. Gene Ontology annotation, biological process: regulation of potassium ion transmembrane transport; potassium ion transport. Gene Ontology annotation, molecular function: voltage-gated potassium channel activity; potassium channel regulator activity; transmembrane transporter binding.
UGUGGUGAGCGAGUGUAGGUGAGUGUGUGCGCGUGUAUUUGUGUGUAUGUCCAAACACGAGCAACCAGAGGCCGCCGCCGAGCGGAUUACGAAAAUAAAAUCCCCCAUACGCCCCUAGCGAACCGACGCCUGUUGGUCCCCGCGAUUAACCGUCGUCCCGACCGCGAUGGUCGAAUUUUCGUUGUUUUAAAACGCGUCGAUUGUCCACAACGAAUUGCACUCGUUUCACGCCCGCUCUGUACAGCACAUCAUUAUUGUUUGUCAAUUAACCGUUAUAGGUAUAUCAUAUACCUAUUUGAUUUCGUUUCCGUAUAGUUCGCGUUUUCGACCAGUGGAGUGUCCGCCAAAAUAUAUUGUGAUUUAUCUUACGACGACGACGACUAUGUAGUACACAUAUACGUCUACGGCCAUCGGCGCGAUCCAUUAAUAAAUCGUCGCGUUUUACUGCGUCCGUCGCCUUCACGUUGGGCCAAUUUGUACGUCACCGUCACCGUCGUCGUCGUACGCGUAAUUAUCGUCGUAUAAUUACACAGUCUCGUACACGGCCCGUGCAACGUGUCCGCGCGACGGCGUGAACUUUUAACGUUCGUCGACGCCACCGCCGAACACUCGGAAUGCUAUAGCCGUUCGCGCACACGCCCGUCACGGGUGGUUCUAUUAUUAAACGCGUCCGUCGUCUCCGACGCGGUGGUGCGGUGCACCGCGUUGGGCGCGCGCGUCGUACUAUUGCGACAACAAUAAAUCGUGAACUGCGGGCACAGUGUCGUCGUGCGAAAAUAAUUCGCGUGUGCACACAAUAACACACACACACACACACAUAGAUACACAUCACAAUGUGAUGUGCAUUGAUGACAACGUAUAAUAUACACACUGUAUUGUAAUCACGAUAUUGUGCUACAACCGCAACAACAAUAUCUAAUAAUAAAUGGUCGUGGCGGGGAGGAGGAGACACUAUCUCAUCGCGGAGUGAUCGAACCUUCCAAGCUGGCCCAUCAGUUUUGGCUCGGUUGGGGUUCGGGCUCGGGCUCGUGCCGCGCGCAGACGGACGAGGAGAAGAAGGAGAAAAAGGAAAUGGCCGAGGCGGCGGCCCGACACGAGCUGUACACGCAACAGCAGUGGGCCCACCAGCGGGCCGAACGCGCCGAGCGAAACGCCGAGAGACUGGAGAGGGAGAUACAGGCGCAAGCCGCCUCGGCCGCCGCGUCAGAGUCCCUCGCCGAGCUGCACUACGUCGACAGCCUGUCCGGGUCCGUCCAAUCCAUAUGCAAGGCACCGAUAGCCAGCCUAGACUGCAUGGCCGACCUGGGCAGUACCACGGAACAGCUGUGUGCCAAGCUGCAAGCGACCGCGGUCAAGGAGUCGGUUGACCGGGUGUCGUCCGCGGCACAAUCGCCCAGCCUGACGUCCGGGCUCCGGUACCGGAACUUGGGUAAAAGCGGCCUGCGCGUAUCCAACAUCGGGCUGGCCACGUGGACCACAUACAACACGGCCAUCAAUGAGGAACAGCUAGACGCGGUGGUGACGGCCGCGUACAACGCCGGCAUCAACCUGUUCGACCUUACUGAGGGUCCGCAGAGCAGCGAACAGGCCGAGACCCAGCUGGGCGCCAUACUCAAAAGGAAAAACUGGAAACGAGUGUCGUACAGCGUUAUAACCAAAAUCCAUUGGCACUACAAAUCCGAAGAACGAGGGUUGUCACGUAAACACAUUAUCGAAUCGGUGCGAUCGUCCGUCGCGAGACUUCAACUCGACUACAUUGACAUCGUUCUGAUACAAAAAGCCGAUCCGAUGUGUCCACUCGAAGAAGUAGUUAGAGCUAUGGAUUUUCUCGUAUCAGAAGGACUCAUAAUGUAUUGGGGCACAGCUAAAUGGUCACCAAUCGAUGUCACAGAAAUGUACACUGCUUGCAGACAAUUAAAUUGCUCUACACCAAUCCUAGAACAAUCUGAAUACCAUAUGUUGUGCAGGGAAAAAGUUGAGAUUUACAUGCCUGAACUGUAUAAUAAGAUCGGUGUGGGUUUAAUGGCUUGGUCACCAUUAGCCAUGGGAUUAUUGCCUUCUUUCAAAGACUCGCUCAGAAGCAGAUCGUCCAAUAGGACAAAAGCUUCCAGUAUCAGUUGGAAUCAAGACGAUCGAAAACCACCUAGUAAAGAGAACAAUGAACCAUUGACAAGAAAUACUAAGGAAAUAUUGUUUUCAAUUUCAUUAAUAGCAGACCGUCUCGGCUGUAGCUUAGUUCAACUGUGUAUAGCAUGGACAUUAAAAAACGAAAGUGUUCAAUGCCUCUUACUAGGAGCAGCAACGACACACCAGUUUUAUCACGCUUUACAUGGAUUACAGUUGUUGCCAAAACUCAACUCAAAUGUAAUGGCCGAAUUGGAGCGUAUACUGGACAAUAAGCCAGUACGACCACCAAUGGUAUCAACUCUAGCAAUGAGAUGACAAACAGUGUGCCCCCCCGGUGUGUUGGGGGGCACAGGCAUGUCUGCUGAUGGCAUGAAAGAAAACAAUGACGAGUAUGACAUGAAAGAACGAAAAGUGCCGUUUUGUGUGCUUCAAUGAAAAAAUAGUUCUUGUGGCGAAUAUUGUAAUCAUGUUAGAAUUAUAGUUUGAAGUUAAAUAUACGUCCAAUUUUAAUUGA